ACAAAUUACUUUCAAAACUAACAGAUUAAUAAUAUGAAAAAAAUAACAAACUCAGAAUAAACCAAAAAUGGACUUUUACCAUGUAUAAAAAAUACAUGUAAGCCAUACAUAAAAAAACAUAAUUUUAUAAAAGAUCCAAACCUAUAAACUAAUUAUUACAUUAGUCAACCCGAUAAAAUGCUAUUCUUCAAGAAACCUUUGAGCAUCCGCUGGAGAUUUGAACAGCCGAUAAGUUCCGUCUUCGAGAGUAACUCUCAAAUGUGCUGGAGAUAACAGUGCUUGCUUGUAGCAUUUCUGAUGAAUUUCCAACAUAACCGAUUUAAAAGCCAUUCUUGCCCUUAAAACUUCGGGACUAUAGUCUUCCAGGAUACGGAAUUUAAAAUCUUGAAAGCUGAUCAUACCCUUUUUCCAUGCAGCCCGAAUCAAACGCUCUUUGGUAUGAGGAUAAUGGAUUCGGAGAAUUACUUGUCGUGGUUUCAAACUUGAAUCUGAAUGAAAACGAGAAAUGUGAUGUGCAUGGUCAAUUAUUAGAGGGGAAUCCAGUACUUCUGAGCCAAAGACAUCCAUUAAAAAUUUGGAGAAAAAAACAGUGAGAUCGCCAUUCUCAAAUGUUUCCGGAAUCCCAAUUAACCGAAGAUUUUGUCUUCGAGAGCGGUUUUCAAGAUCAGUGAUUUUAGAUUUAUAAUGAUCCGUCUGUUGAGAAGUCGAAGUUUGCUGUUGUUGCAAAGUUUCAAUUAUAUGAUCUCUCUGGCGAGCGGCUUCUUCAAGAACUGAAAUACUUGCUUGUUGUUUUUGUGACCCCAGUUGAGAAAGUGCAUCACCCACAUUAACGAGUGAGACACACCUAAUCCCCAUGUCGGAACUAUCUACUCAGAUUGUGCCUGCUUUUCAGGCUGGGCAGCCAAAGGAAACUACCUCAGAAAACACUCAGAACACCUCGACAUAUCUGGACAUAGAAAAGAAAGCAGCCACAACCUGUCAAAGUUGUGAGCAGGCCGGUUUGAAAAUGGAUAGUGCUGAUGAAAAUGAGGAGUGUGUUCCUUUGCUGAUCCUUAGAGAGGAGGUGGCUGAAGAGACUGUCAGACCUGAUCAGUCUAAUCUUGCUCGCAGGGGUCUAGAUGAAGAUGAUCUUUGCCCAGAGAGCAACGGUCAGUCACAGAGUGACAUGAGACAGACGCAAGAGGAGUUUGGGGAUGAAGAAGAGCUGUCUCUAAAAUAUGGAGCCAAACAUGUCAUCAUGCUGUUUGUUCCUGUCACUUUGUGCAUGGUGGUGGUGGUGGCCACAAUCAAAUCAGUCACUUUUUACACAAGGAAGGAUGGCCAGUUAUUGUACACACCUUUUACAGAAGACACAGAUAACAUUGGACAGCGUGCUGUAAAUUCCAUUUUGAACACUCUUAUUAUGAUCAGUGUCAUUGUGGUGAUGACACUGAUUCUUGUACUCCUCUACAAAUACAGGUGCUACAAGGUCAUUCAUGGAUGGCUGAUAAUCUCGUCACUCUUGCUCCUUUUCUUUUUCUCCUACAUCUACUUAGGGGAAGUCUUCAAAACGUAUAAUGUUGCUAUGGAUGUCUUCACAUUAGCAAUGAUAAUCUGGAACUUUGGGGUGGUUGGAAUGAUAUGUAUUCACUGGAAGGGGCCACUUCGAUUGCAACAGGCCUACCUGAUUAUGAUCAGUGCUUUGAUGGCCCUAGUUUUCAUCAAGUAUCUUCCAGAAUGGACUGCUUGGCUCAUCCUGGCUGUGAUUUCCAUAUAUGAUCUGGUGGCAGUUCUGUGCCCAAAAGGCCCAUUGCGCAUUCUUGUGGAAACUGCCCAAGAAAGAAAUGAGCCAAUAUUUCCAGCUCUGAUAUAUUCCUCAACAAUGGUAUGGCUGGUUAACAUGGCAGAUGUCGAUCCAGAGGCCAAGAUAGACCCAUCUAAUGAUUCUGGUUCUGAAACUCACAAACUUGAGCUAAAUCAGGCUUGUCCUGAUAGUAGUAUAAUGGAUGCAGAUGAUGGAGGCUUCAGCCGGGAGUGGACAGAGACCAGAGAGGCCAGGUUGGGUCCUAUGGAAUCAACUCAGGAAAGUCGUGCCACCGUGCAGGCAUUGCCAAGCCCUCCAGUAGUAACAGAAGAUCCGGAGGAAAGAGGUGUGAAGCUUGGUUUAGGUGACUUCAUAUUCUACAGUGUUCUUGUUGGCAAAGCAUCAGCAGCAGCAAGUGGAGAUUGGAACACAACCCUGGCCUGUUUUGUGGCAAUAUUAAUUGGUUUGUGCCUUACUCUCCUGCUGCUCGCCAUCUUUAAGAAGGCUUUACCAGCACUUCCCAUCUCUAUUACAUUUGGGCUAGUUUUCUACUUUGCUACAGACAACCUGGUGCGCCCAUUCAUGGAUCAGCUUGCUUUGCAUCAGUUUUAUAUAUAGGGCUGUCCUGUUGGGUUGAUUACACUGUAAGUCAUGUUGAGAACUGGAAUAGAGACAUUUUGUAAUUGGUAUAACAAUACAAGGUUAGGGAAAAGAAUGAUGAAUGGAACUCUGUGGAUUAUAACUUUCUACUCAGUUCAUCUUAUUUCUAAUUUAAAAUCACAGUGACAUCAGAAGAAAAUCAAACUGGUGCGAAAGUUUAACAUCUGGCUGAAAAGAAUGUUUGGAGUGCUUAUGAAACGAUCCUGUCUGCACUUAGCUUAUAAACAGUCUCACAGUGCAAUGACAGCAAAUAGGCUCCAAACAUAUUUUCCAACAUGCCUGCAAAGGUGGAUUUGAAAUAUUACUUCACUAAGCUAGUUUAUUACUCUGAAAUAUUCUUGUAUUUCAGAAAGGUGGUGGCCUCUUCUCCAUAAAGAGAUCUCUGUAAACUUUACUUCACCCUGAACUCAACUUAUCCUUUCAAAUUAAAAGAAAAUCAGAUUGUAGUUUUGAAAUGAAAACAGGAAAUGCCGGGGACACUGAUGGUGGCUGUGGAGAGGGGGGUGGGGUUAAAGUUCCAAGUUGUCUUCUGCACCACAUUUUGUUUUUAUUGCAGAAUUCCAGCAGCUGUACUGAUGCUUUUUGUACUGAUGUACUUUAUUUUUUUAAACAUUAUAAAUAAGACACUGUGGAUUUUGUGAUGUGUUUUGAAAGAAUGCAUACAAAUGUAUUGAUCUUUUUAAAAAAAAAUAAAUAAUUAUUUGGUUCUUCAUGACCAGUCAGCUUUUGUCUGGUCCCUGAUGAGUUAGCAAUUAAAAGUUAGCGAUACACUGGAA
Molecule: messenger RNA, 3219 nt
Organism: Hypanus sabinus (Atlantic stingray)
Lineage: Eukaryota; Metazoa; Chordata; Chondrichthyes; Myliobatiformes; Dasyatidae
Gene: psen1
Product: presenilin 1
Exons: 12
Coding region: 854-2401 (515 amino acids)
Biological process (GO): negative regulation of apoptotic process; amyloid precursor protein catabolic process; smooth endoplasmic reticulum calcium ion homeostasis
Cellular component (GO): endoplasmic reticulum; perinuclear region of cytoplasm; mitochondrial inner membrane
Molecular function (GO): cadherin binding; aspartic endopeptidase activity, intramembrane cleaving; beta-catenin binding
Source: RefSeq, a predicted model, not a curated record